Glycine soja is the source of this 1139-nucleotide messenger RNA. RefSeq names its product putative B3 domain-containing protein At5g66980. The transcript is spliced from 4 exons. The record is from RefSeq and is a predicted model, not a curated record. NCBI's taxonomy places the organism in Eukaryota, Viridiplantae, Streptophyta, Magnoliopsida, Fabales, Fabaceae. Gene Ontology annotation, molecular function: DNA binding. Bases 21 to 947 code for a protein of 308 amino acids.
CUUCUUGCUGCACAUCACACAUGGAGAGCGCACUGCCCAGUCAUGGAGACAAAUCACUACAAGAAUUCUUCAAAGUUUUCCUGCUCAGGACAGGUUCUACCAAGUUGCAAAUACCAACAUCUUUCACCAAGUUCUUCAAUGGAGUCUUACCAUUGAAGGUCACUCUUGUAGAUCACGAUAGAAAAUCUUGGGAUGUUUACUUGGAGAAAACCGAGGGUUGCUUGGUUUUUAAAGAUGGGUGGCAGCAAUUUGCCAAGGAGAAAGUUUUAGAAGAUGGGGAUUUCUUGGUUUUUCAGUAUGAUGGCAGGUCUACGUUUAAUGUGAAGAUAUUUUCGAAAACUGGGUGCAGGAAAGUAGCUGCCCCUGCAAGUAGUGCAAAAAUUGAACCCACUGUGAUUUUGGAUGAAGAUUCUGAUCAGCGUUGUAGUAAAGAAAUCCAGUGCGGUCGUAAACGGAAACAGUCACCGCCUAGUCUCAAAACAAAUGAGGAAUCAGUGUUAGAAGGUCCAUGUCCAUCCGAAGGAGCUCGGUUCAAAUCAAAAAGAGUUUAUGAAGAAAAGGAUGACCACAAUGAGAAGAAACCUGAUCCAACAAAGUGUGUUCCAUUACAGAAUUCUCAUCAUUUUCAGAUAUAUUUUAAUGCUCCCUGGAGACUGAAAAAAGUGGAAAUUCCUAGAAGUGUGCUGAGGAAAACGAAUAUCAAGCUAAUGUCGAAGAUAAGUCUGAGAGAUGAGAAUGGCAAAUUAUGGCCCGCGUCGAUCAUAUCCAUAAAGAAAGAAUAUCGUCAUUUUUUGGGAGGUGGAUGGAAUGAUUUCCGGCGGAGUUACAAUAUUCAAGAAGGGGACCGAUGUGAUUUUGAGUUUGUUGUUGAUAAAGCAAACGCAGCCCAAGAACUGCUAGUUCGCGUACGUUCAAAAUGUUCAUUUGGUUGGGUGGACUGCAAAUAAUUUAGGGCAUGGCUGCAUAUAUAUUUUGUAAUAUUAGGUCCGGGCAAUGGCUUUUCAAAUUUUUAAAGAAUGUUAUAAUUUGUUUACCUUAUAAUUAAAAUUAAGUUUAGUCUCCCUCUCACCUAGUAGUAUAUACGUGCGUUAUCCUAAUGCGUUUGCCUAGUUAACAGGGUUACAGAGAUGAUAGCUAGC